Messenger RNA from Perognathus longimembris pacificus (Pacific pocket mouse), 1082 nucleotides. It is a transcript of the gene C1qb, whose product is annotated as complement C1q B chain. Gene Ontology annotation, molecular function: protein binding. The transcript is spliced from 3 exons. Bases 186 to 941 code for a protein of 251 amino acids. NCBI's taxonomy places the organism in Eukaryota, Metazoa, Chordata, Mammalia, Rodentia, Heteromyidae. The record is from RefSeq and is a predicted model, not a curated record.
CGGCGAGUGCAGCCCACUGGACUUCAGGAGGGGAUGGCCAGGGGAAGCCCUUCCGCCUCUGAGGCACGGAACUUCCUCUUGGGACACAGGGCAGCAGGCGCCUGGCUCCCGCUCCCACCGCAGCCAGCCUGGCACUGGCAUUCCGGAACGCCAGGCUCCAAGGAGGCAGCUGGGACAGAGCCGCGAUGGAGACACCGCGGAGCAGUGUCACAGUGCUGCUGUCAGUGCUGCUCCUGGCUUCACUCCCGGUCUCCCGGGCUCAGGAGAGCUGCACCGGGCCGGCGGCCAUCCCUGGCAUUCCAGGCAUCCCUGGGUUACCUGGCACAGAUGGCCUACCUGGGGUACCCGGGACAAAAGGAGACACAGGAUUCCCAGGGCUAGCUGGAGACCAUGGUGAGUUCGGAGAGAAGGGGGACCCAGGGACUCCUGGGAACCCAGGAAAAGUUGGCCCCAAGGGUCCCCCUGGCCCUAAAGGCGCCCCAGGCCCCCCUGGACUCCGUGGUGCCAAGGGCGAGUCAGGUGACUACCAGGCCACACAGAAAAUCGCCUUCUCCGCGCUGAGGGCCACCAGCAUGCUCCUGCGCCGGGGACAAGCCAUCCGCUUCGAAAACGUGAUCACCAACGCCAACGGCAACUACGAGCCGCGCAGCGGCAAGUUCACCUGCAGGGUGCCGGGGCUCUACUACUUCACCUACCAUGCCAGCUCCCGCGGGAACCUGUGUGUGAAUCUCAUGCGGGGCCGGGACUCCGGGCAGAAGGUGGUGACCUUCUGUGACUACGCCCAGAACACCUUCCAGGUGACCACGGGCGGCGUGGUCCUCAAGCUGGAGCAAGGGGAGACAGUCUACCUGCAGGCCACCGACAAGAACUCCCUGCUGGGCAUCGAGGGUGCCAACAGCAUUUUUUCUGGAUUCCUGCUCUUCCCCAAUGUGGCGGCAUGAGGACCGGGCCACUCUGUACCACCCCUCGUCACCCCCUCCCCGCAACGUCACCCCUGGCCCCACCCAAAGCAUGGAGCAGAGCUCUGGGAAUGCUGAAUGAACGAAUGCAUCCAUGAAUGAGUAAAUAAACUCUUCAAGACC